Messenger RNA from Carassius carassius (crucian carp), 3446 nucleotides. RefSeq names its product extended synaptotagmin-2-like. The transcript is spliced from 23 exons. The record is from RefSeq and is a predicted model, not a curated record. Gene Ontology annotation, biological process: lipid transport. Lineage: Eukaryota; Metazoa; Chordata; Actinopteri; Cypriniformes; Cyprinidae. Bases 426 to 3083 code for a protein of 885 amino acids. Gene Ontology annotation, molecular function: lipid binding.
UGUGUGUGUAAACCCAUAGUGUAGCUCUGAGCAGCGGGUUUGGUCAAACUCAAGAGUUCGUGUUCUCGCAGGAUGUUGUGAGCGCGAGAGGUGGUGCCGCUAUCAGGUCGCGCGGUGACGGUCGGGACAGCGAGACGUGGUUCAGGCAGCAGCUGGAAGACUCGAGCGAGUUAAAAUUCGUUGGGAAGGGCGGAAAAUUACGGACCGACGGCCGCUCCAUACAUGACAAGGUCGGGUGGGUGGGGAGCAGUUUAGGGAGCAGCGCUGAUCCAGUCCUCAGCGCUCCUGGGAAGAGCCCGGAACCGAGCGACGCGACUCGUCGUUUUCUAACAGAUUUGUAAACAUUUGAGAUGUUUCUGUAGAAGGUCUCUUAGUUGUUUAGUUUUUACUUUUGUUGUUUGUUUUGGAUCUGUGUAACUUUGGAGAUGAGUGCGUCAGUGAAUGGAGUGGAAACCAAACCCGCUCCGGACGCUCCGGCGGCCAGUCUGAAGGGAACGGGUUCUGUUCCUCCAAGCCCCACCGAUGUCAAAACACCCGAGUCGGUGCUACCGGACGAGGAGCCGCAGUCUACGUUGACAGACGCCACGCAGAUGGGGAUCAAGUUCGCCAAGACAUUCCUGCUGAUUUUCCCCAUAUACGUGCUGGGAUAUCUGGAGUUCAGCUUUAGCUGGGUCCUCAUCGCCCUGGCCGCGCUGUUCUGGCUCAGACGGAACCAGGGCAGCAGAUUCGCUCCGGUGAACCGGGCGCUGGCGUUUCUGGAGCAAGAGGAGCGAGCGGUGCGUCAGAGCGUACGGAGCUCAGAGCUGCCGCCUUGGGUUCAUUUUCCAGAUGUGGAGAGAGUGGAGUGGCUCAACAAGACUGUACAUCAGAUGUGGCCAUUUAUUUGUCAGUUUGUAGAUAAAAUCUUCAGAGAGACCAUUGAACCGGCAGUGCAGGGAGCCAAUGCACACCUAAGUACUUUCACCUUCUCCAAGAUAGACAUGGGGAACAAGCCCCUCAGGGUGGAUGGAGUGAAAGUUUAUACAGAGAAUGUAGAUAAACGACAGAUUAUUAUGGAUCUACAGAUCAGUUUUGUCGGAAACACUGAAAUCGAUGUGGAUAUUAAGAAAUACUAUUGCCGUGCAGGAAUCAAGAGCAUACAGCUUAAUGGUGUGUUGAGAGUCAUCAUGGAGCCAUUGCUAGGAGAUAUGCCACUGAUUGGUGCACUGUCUGUGUUCUUCCUCAAGAAACCUUUUCUGGAUAUAAACUGGACAGGUCUUACAAAUAUGCUGGACAUCCCUGGAAUAAAUGGUCUGUGUGACAGCAUUAUUCAGGAUAUCAUAUACAGUUUUCUUGUGCUGCCAAACAAAAUCACUAUUCCACUUGUAGAUGAUGCACAGAUUUCUAGACUCCGCUUCCCAAUGCCAAAGAAUAUUCUGCGGAUUCACUUUCUGGAGGCACAGGACAUUAUAGGGAAGGACAAGUUUCUGGGUGGCCUGAUAAAAGGAAAGUCAGACCCGUAUGGUGUCAUUAAGCUGGGUAAUCAGCUCUUCAGAUCCAAAAUCAUCAAAGAGACCGUUAAUCCUAAAUGGAACGAAGUUUACGAGGUAUCUGUGUACGAUCACCCAGGACAGAAUGUGGAGAUAGAGCUUUAUGAUGAGGACCAUGAUAAGGAUGAUUAUUUGGGAAGCCUUACCAUCAACGUAGAUGAACUAGAGAAGGAACAGAAAGUAGAUGAGUGGUUUGUACUUGAUGAUGUUGCUACAGGAAAGCUUCACCUGAAGAUUGAAUGGCUUUCUCUUCUCCCUACACCUGAUAAACUCGAUGAGGUUUUAAGCAGCAUUAAAGCAGAUAAAGGGCAGGCCAAUGAUGGACUGUCAUCAGCAUUACUGUUGGUGCAUCUGGACUCAGCCAAAAAUCUGCCACGCAAUCCUUUAGAAUUCAACAAUGCAGGUCUGAAGAAGGGUACAGUCAAUAAAGCCAUAAAGUCUAGUAAAAAUGUCACCAGUGUGCCCAGUCCAUUCGUCCAGCUUACCGUGGGACACAAAUCCUUUGAGAGCAAGACAAGAUAUAAAACCAACGAACCGCUUUGGGAGGAGGCCUUCACAUUCCUGAUACACAAUCCAAAGUGUCAAGAACUUGAAGUGGAGGUAAAGGAUGCGAAGCACGAGUGUUCCCUAGGGACAUUUUCUUUUCCUCUGUCAAAGCUGCUGCAGGAGGAUCAGAUGACUAUCAGUCAGCGAUUCCCACUCAGGAACUCAGGACCUGGCUCUACGAUUAAGAUGAAGAUGGCACUUAGGAUUCUCUCUAUGGAUAAGUUGGCAGUAUCAGGUCAGCCGUCCUCUGUUCAGAUCCGCCGCCCCAGCGAGAUCCCCGACGCCUCUCCUCAGCGGCCCAAUGUUUCAGAGCCCAUCCCAGUACCCAAAACCCAGCCGUCGACCCCAGCACCCAGAACCCAACCCUCCCCGCGGGUGGAGCCCCUAAUAGACAGCAGGCCAUUUGAGGACUCACCUACCCGUCUGGCUAAUUCGGGGCGGAGCACGUCUAACCUGGCCAUCUCUGGCUCUGAGCUACACCUAAACAGCAAAGAGCCGACCCCCAGCAUAGCAUCUGAUAUCUCUAACCCCAGCACCACCCGGGAGCUCCAGAAGACAAUACAACAAAUACAACAGAAUGGAGCCUCACCUGGUUUCGCUCCAUUGGGUGAAGUUCAGUUAACCAUCAGACACAGUUCUCAAAGAAACAAACUAAUCGUUGUGGUGCACGGCUGCAGGAAUCUGAUCUCUUGUACUGAAAAUGGUUCUGAUCCAUAUGUCCGUUUGUAUUUGCUGCCUGAUAAACGACGCUCUGGACGCAGAAAAACAAACACGAUAAAGAAAACAGUAAAUCCGGUCUAUGAUCAAACGUUUGAAUUCAGCGUGUCACUUGUGGAGUUGCACAGAAGAACUCUAGAUGUGGCUGUGAAGAAUGGAGGUGGAAUUCUAUCAAAACACAGAGGGCUGCUGGGAAAGGUGUUAGUUGACUUGACCUUUGAGGAUAUAUCAAAGAGCUCAACGCAAUGGUAUGAGCUUUCAGUGGACGGGCUGAGGCGACAAUACCCUUAACCAAAGGAACCAACUUCUUUCUGCCUACACAUACUGUAUUAAAAAAAACUACAAACCCCUGCGCAAGACUCCAAACUUCAGCCAUAUUUAAGCCAUGUGUUUUAGCCGUGGGCAAAAUUAGUACAUGUUGUAUCUUCAGAUUUGAUCACUUUUAAUAGAUUUGCAGUGUGAAAGAAGAAAAAAUAUGCUAUUGAUGUUACGUGCACUGACUUAGCAAGAGUGAAAGAGAGAAUGAGAGUGUUUAGAGAUUUUUAAAGUUAAAAAGGGAUACGGUUAAGCGGCAUCUGUUGGAUUGAUUACUUGUUUACACAUUUAGAUAUCUAAACCAAGAGUGGCAAACUCUAACAACAUCUGCCAUUUACA